Messenger RNA from Malurus melanocephalus (red-backed fairy wren), 1162 nucleotides. RefSeq names its product chromosome unknown C19orf25 homolog (gene CUNH19orf25). The record is from RefSeq and is a predicted model, not a curated record. The transcript has 3 exons. NCBI's taxonomy places the organism in Eukaryota, Metazoa, Chordata, Aves, Passeriformes, Maluridae. Bases 110 to 439 code for a protein of 109 amino acids.
CGUAACGGGGCGUGGCGGAAGUGUGGCCGGGUCGGGGAUCGGUCUGUCGGUCCGUCCGCGGUACCGGGGGGUCGGUGUGGCCGCCUCUCCCGCAUGAGCCUCCCCCGGGAUGAGCUCCAAGGCCAAGCGGGUGCUGCCCACCCGCCCUGAGCCCCCCAGCGCCGAGCAGAUCCUGGCCGACAUUCAGGGCGCCCCCCCGACCGACCCCAUCUUCAUCCUCCCCCCCGAGCCCCCCCAGGARCACGGCCCCGCUCCAGGCUGYCCCGAGCCCGCGGCCGAGGAGCGGGAGCGGCUYUACCGGCAGAUCCGCUCCUACGUGGGGAUGAACCAGCGGCUGCAGCGAUCCCGGGAGCUGCUGCGGGAGCGGCGCCGGGAGCUGCAGAGGGUCGGAGAGGCGCUGGAGCGGGAGGUCGCGGAGAUGAGGCAGAAAGCGUUCUGAGGGACCCUGGUGGGUUUCACUUUCCCCGGUUUGCAUUUGGAGAAUCUGGAUUUGUCAGGACAUUUCCGGCCGUGCCACCUCCGUGACCUUUUUCCCYGAGUCCACUGGUGCAGGAACCAAGGCUUGGACCCCACCUUUUUGUCCCUGAGCUGGCUGCCAUGUCCCCCGUGGSUGGCACAUCCUCUGCCCCUUACGACUUUUCCCUCUGGUACUUCCCUGAGGACGACCACGUCGCCUCCCGCAUCGCGGAGCGCCUGAGGGAAGAGGGCUUUCGGGGCUUCACCGAGCACCAGGACCAAGUGGCCGGCACAUCGGUCAUCCUGUCAGCCAUGGAGGCCAUCGAGGCCAGCCGGGUGGCCAUCCUGCUCCUCUCGGCCAAGUCCGUGGGUGACCCGUGGUGCCAGCGCGUGUCACAGUGGAAUCUGUUCCGCAAUAUCCACCAGCGCRGCACCAGGGUGCUCCCCGUGUGCGUGGGGGUGACCAAAGCCCAGCUGCCCCCGUUCCUGCAGCACCUCGUCCCGCUGGAAUACCAGAAUGAGUUUUUCUUCCAGCGGCUCCUGGACAGCCUGAGGAGCCGCCCAGGGAGCGGGGCCAGGCGUGUCCCACCCGAGGGGACACGCUGAGGGACCAUUGGGGUGGCCGGGUCGGGGGACACCACUGCCCCGCGGUGAUGGUGGCAGGAAAACUGUCCUGUUUUGCUAAUAAAGGUGAUGGGGCAAAUUU